Fusarium proliferatum ET1 is the source of this 1767-nucleotide messenger RNA. RefSeq lists its product as uncharacterized. The transcript has a single exon. Bases 1 to 1767 code for a protein of 588 amino acids. NCBI's taxonomy places the organism in Eukaryota, Fungi, Ascomycota, Sordariomycetes, Hypocreales, Nectriaceae. Gene Ontology annotation, cellular component: nucleus. Gene Ontology annotation, molecular function: DNA-binding transcription factor activity, RNA polymerase II-specific; zinc ion binding; transcription cis-regulatory region binding. The record is from RefSeq and is a predicted model, not a curated record. Gene Ontology annotation, biological process: positive regulation of transcription by RNA polymerase II.
AUGGCGCAGAGGGAGCAGCAAUCAGCGGCCUCAGACGGAACGCGCAGUCGCAAGGGAUGUCUCACCUGCAGAAUUCGCAAGAAGAAGUGCGAUGAGGAGCUACCCGCAUGCAGUGCCUGCAGGUCAAGAGACCUGGCAUGCUACGGGUUCAACAUGCCGCUACCGCCUUGGAUCACCAACAAGGCCUCAUGGAAAGAUGUCCUAGAGUCCAAUGAAGCGAGAGCUCUACGGACUGUCGCGGAGCUGCGGUACAGGGUCUCGAGAAAGCUGGGUUCCAGAGUCACAGCUUCUGGCACGGCUGGACUCUUGCCAUCGGACUCAGGGAGCAACAACCUCCAGCAUGGGUCUCAUCACUUCCCAAGAGCCUAUGGGACUUUAUCGGGCGCAUUCCAUUGCGAUAUCUUCUCAACCCCGUCUAUUAUUCUGUUGACAAAUGGUGUCAAUAUUUGGCAGCGACAACCCGAUACCAUAUGGUGGGACAGCAGGAUGCAAAGUCUACAGCCCGGACCUGAAAGUUCUUCACGAGAAGAAACAAGAUUGCUCAUGUUGUUUCUCGAUGUCAUACAUCCAAUCACGCAUACAUUCUGUAGGUUGGAAAGCAGCAGUGAACGCAACUGGAUGCUCAAUCGGCUCAUCAACCGAGACGGCUUAUUUAGCUCAGCUCUCAGCGUCAGCGCCUGCUUCGAGCACUCGUUGACUCAAAAGGCUAGUGUUGAUGAGAUUGGGCUGUCGCCAAAAGUGAGUAGGUUACAGAGCCGGUCUAUUUCGAUGCUUCGGAAAGAGGUCGAGCGCUUUUCCCUCAUGGCGCCGUUGCCAGUGGAAGAUUUCGUCUGGGCUGGGAUCCACCUUGUUGAUAUUAUCGCCCAUUUGGAGACGCUCGAGAUUUUCAGUAUGCUUCAGGGCCAGUGGGAGAUCCAUCACCAGGCUGCGAGAAAAGUACUAGAUCAUAUUGAGACUUCUGUUCCACUUGAGAACCGUGAGUCAACAUCUGCGAUAGCAGACGUACUGUCCAACUUGCCUGAAGGAGAUGUACGACGACUAUCUCUGCAACUUUCCAUCUUUAAUUUUAUUUGGAUCGAUGUUCUGGCCACCUCUACUUUUGGUGCGAUGUCAUACUGCCCUUGCGCCUUCGACUAUCUACCCCUUCUAGAUUCUGGUACAAUCAGGUCACAGGACUUUAUGGGUUGUCAAAGCCAAGUCUUUGCCAUUGUCACCAGAAUUGCAAGACUUGAGCAACUCCAGCUGAUGCAUCAAGACUUUGCAAGACCGGAACUACAACGGCAACACAGAGGACUUGAACAAAAACUCGAUUAUGUCUGCCGGAUUCUUCAAGAAGAUAUUGAGAGCAUGGCCGGUGAAACUUCAACUCUACAUCUCGACGCUGCAAAGAUUAGUCUCAUAUGGGCGUAUGGUGCCAGAGUCCUGUUGCAAGUUGUAAUUGCUCCGAUUAUGCCUGAGCAAAGUAGUAUCGACCAAACCUUCGUCAACAGGUGCCUUGAGGAGAUGGAAGCUCUCCCUACACGUCUUGUGAUGCGGUCAGCUUGGCCGUAUACUAUCGCCGGUUGUAUGGCCAUGAGCGAGUCACAACAUCACCGGUUUCGUCAAAUCCUCAAUCAGGUGCUGCAAGAAGCGCAGGCCCCUGGCAUAACAUGGAAAGGCCUUAUUGUCAUGGAGGAGUGUUGGAGACUUCGAAGAAUGCACCCUGAUCAAGUCUUUGGGUGGAGAGAAGCCAUGGAGAGUCUUGGUGCCAGGGUGAUUUUGACAUAG